AUGUCAAGCAAAACAAACAAUGCGAACAGCAGAAUCCGUCUGAUGUCUACUGGCAGAAUAUUCGCGAAGUACAUAGUUUCUCCACUUACUCCAAAAAUAUUGAUGGUAGUCUACCUCUAUAUCACACAGAAUAUUCUGUCCAAAGAAAGAAUUCCGCACAGUACAUAUGGAUGGCCGAGAAAGAUGGCCGCCUUGAUACCGAGGUAUACUCUACAAGCAGCAAGAAGACAGACAACAUGCAUCGGGGCCGUUGCGGUGCAGACGCUGCAGACGAAUCAUUAUUCGUCGCAGCCGCGAGUCAUCAAAGAUCCCACUACCGCUUCUUUGAAGAGAGGCACAGGUGGACGUAGCUCCUUCAACGGGAUGGUAUGCACCCUGUUCGGCGCAACUGGAUUCGUGGGCCGCUAUGUGUGCAAUCGCCUUGGCAAGAUUGGUACUCAGUUAGUAAUACCGUACAGAGGUGAUAUGUACGAUUGCAUGCGCCUGAAGCUCUGUGGAGAUUUGGGACAAGUUUUGUUUCAUCCGUUUCAUCUGCGUGACGACGAGUCGAUAAGAAAGUGUAUCAAGUACUCCAACGUUGUUAUCAAUCUAAUUGGGCGAGAUUGGGAAACGAGAAACUUUACUUUUCACGAAGUACACGUUGAGGGAGCUAGAAGACUUGCCAGGCUGUGCAAGGAGGCUAAUGUUGAGCACUUCAUCCAUGUAUCUGCCUUAAACGUAGGCGAAGAGUCAGUGGCACACAUAUUGAAAGAUGGUUCUCAAAUCCUUCGUACAAAAUUGGAAGGCGAGCAUGCGGUGCUAGAAGAAUUUCCCGAGGCUACAAUUAUCCGGCCGGCGGAUAUAUGGGGUCAAGAGGACCGAUUCACACGUGUAUACUCUUCCAUACUGAGACAUCAUUUCAGGACCGUACCGUUGUGGGAAAAGGGUGAAAAAACGGAAAAACAACCAGUGGCUGUAUACGAUGUCGCCGGAGGUAUUACAGCUAUUGCGAAAGAUCCUGUAAACACGGCUGGCAAGACUUACCAGUUUGUCGGGCCGAAGCGUUACAAACUGUCUGAAUUACUCGACUGGUUCCAUCGCAUAAGGAUACGCGACCCAGUCGAGUACGGCUACAAGAGAAUGGACUUGAAAUACGCCCCACUUUUCAAAAUUAAAGUCACUUUGAACGAACUUCUAACUCCCGCAUAUCCAUUACAAGCUGUACAUUGGGAAAGUUUGGAAAGAGAAACUAUAUCUGAUAAGAUAUUCAACGAAUUGCCAACUCUAGAAGAUCUUGGCAUCGAAUUAACAACAAUGGAAUCACGAAUGCACUGGGAGUUGAAACCAUACCGUAAAGACGUUCAAUAUAUGGAGAGUGUUGGCGAGUUCGACCCUAUUCCGGAUCCACCAACUGUUCCAAUUCAUUAAAUUUCUAACAAUGUGUUAGAUUAAUAUAAGUAUAGAAUGAAAUAUGUACUCUUACUGUUAAAGUGAUACUUGCUGUAAAGAGUAUGUUGUUAAUUAAAUAUCGCGGUCUUAAAUAUACAUUAAAUUAUUUAAACAUUUA
Temnothorax curvispinosus is the source of this 1546-nucleotide messenger RNA. It is a transcript of the gene ND-39, whose product is annotated as NADH dehydrogenase [ubiquinone] 1 alpha subcomplex subunit 9, mitochondrial. Bases 1 to 1407 code for a protein of 468 amino acids. Lineage: Eukaryota; Metazoa; Arthropoda; Insecta; Hymenoptera; Formicidae. The transcript has 8 exons. Gene Ontology annotation, cellular component: mitochondrion. The record is from RefSeq and is a predicted model, not a curated record. Gene Ontology annotation, molecular function: protein-containing complex binding.